Molecule: messenger RNA, 9939 nt
Organism: Dermacentor andersoni
Lineage: Eukaryota; Metazoa; Arthropoda; Arachnida; Ixodida; Ixodidae
Gene: Ccdc85
Product: coiled-coil domain-containing protein 85
Source: RefSeq, a predicted model, not a curated record
CGUCGUAUUUGGAAACGCUAAAUGACAGCGCCAGCAACUACAUUUCAAGAAGCCACUUCACAUAUAAGACCCUUGAUUUGACAACUAUUUUCGUAAAUGAGCAGAAAUUCUGGUAUCAGCACAUGUGAAUGAAUGGAAGCGCAACCAUGUUAGCAACACAGUUUCUGAUCUCAACAGUUUGUUGUUCGCGCGUGUUCAUACUGAGGACGGCGUGACUUCUGUUUCUGUUGGCACUGUACUGAAACUUUGUUCCAAGCAGGGUAAUGUCAGGUAGUUGUUGCUGCUUCAAAGCCACAAAAGUUGUGAUGCCCUUGUGAAAAAAUAACUGACAAGCUGAACUGUGAUAACAGCCCAUUCUCACUUGAUGGCAGCUUACAUUUGAUAACUUGUAGAGGUAACUCAAUUAAAUGAAUUAGCUUGAUUUCAGCGUACUCGCCUCCAAGAGAAGUGAGUGACAGUGCAAGUGGCUGAAAGGUGCAUUUCGGCACAUGUGCAGAGCCGGACAAUUUAAGACGUCCAUUGAUGGACUGACUUUUAAUCUCAAUCAGUCGAACAUAAGCAAUCGCUUGGCACAGGUGACUUAACACGGUGGCACUGGGAAUACACCCUUCCAUUGCAAAACACAUAAUUCGUUUCAACACUCAGCCACAACUACAUUCAGAACUGCUGUGUACUUGUAAAUAUCAGUGCACAUCAAGGCACAUGUGUGGCUCAAGUCAAUCUGGAGCCCUCCACUGUGUCAUACCUUAAAAGGGCUCUGAAGCACUUUUUUAACUGAUCACAGAAUGGCCUCACUAUUAAGAGUGUCAUCUCGUGAAUUUCACGGCACAAAAAUUUUUCGCAUCCUUCAACUAUGAGUGGAGUUAUUGCACAAAUACCCGGCCUUGUCACUCUUUUCGUCUCCACUAGCAUGCUGCAAGCUACACAGCAGAGAAGCCAAGGGGGCAAAGCCCUGGCCAAAAGUUGCGUUGCGGCGCCCCAUGGCAGCCUACGCAGCACGCCCCUGCCAUCUCAGAGGCCAUGCACAGCAGACACAGCUAUGCACAGUGCAAAAAUAAACUGAUUUUUCUCUCUUUUUGAGAUCUCGGACACAUAUAAUUUUUAUUCAUGGAACUCAAAAUUAGCCAUUAUGCAUUACAGGGAACACUCUAGCGGUCACGAAAUCAGCCUAUAGUGUUGGUGGGUCCAGUUGCUUUUGAUCACGCUGCAUGACAACAGUGCAGAAGCGAGAGCAAGCAAUUUUUCACCGUGUUUGACAGGAGAUAAUAAAUUCCCUGCUGCAUGCAGUACAGUAAUAUUUGGUUCCCAUGUUCACAGCAGCCUCUACAACAGAUCAAAAACAUUUUCUUACUAUGUUCAAAAAAGUGUUUCAGGGCCCUUUUAACGGCCCAGGUGGCUAUGUUCCCAAUCAUUCCUUUUAGGGGAUUCAUUUAUUUUUGCAUCACUCAACAUUCUCCAGUCACUUCACUGGAGUGAUAGGUGUCGUGUCAGCACAGUUGAGGAUUACAUGACAUGGAAGAGAUGUUCGUGCUAGGUGCAUCGGCCACAACUCUUUUCGUCAAGUCCACUUCCAUUAGUUUAGCCAGUCAAUAUUUACUGAUAGGGUGUUAGGUGAUAGGUGUGGUGUCAAGACAAUUAACAGGGAUGCAGAAUGUUCCUCUCAGACCACACAGCCAGCUCUCAUCGUGUUAGUUCUCUUGUUCUUUGCUGACUGACCAAUUGACAGCUUUUAGCUCGAUGACAUCCACACAACCCUGCUGGCAUCACAUUGUGUAAAGGAGAAACUGGCAGAGGCCAGAAAGGAACAUGAGAAGUCGUUUUUUUUUUUUUUUAAUUUUGACUGCCUUGCUGCGCACAGCGCUGCCAUGAUUGGCAAAGAUGAUCAUCACAGUAUUUUGUACACGAAGAGCGUGUUUAUUUAAAAUUUGUUCACAAUGUCAGUGAUAGGUCAGGGGCCCUUUAAUGUUCCGUCUACACACGGCAUGCUAGUCCGUGUUGAUUGUGAGCCUUCUUUCCCAUCUACACUUGCAGCAAGCUGCGGCUGGUAACUAACCACCCUGUCGUCAGCCCCAGACCAUGAAUGAUCCGGAACACAGCCAAGGGUCCGGACGGUUGGGACAAGCCACCGGCAGCGGCCAAGCCUGCAGGCGGCCCAGAGCCACCACAAGGCAUGGCUGCGGUGGCGACACCUAGGGGACGACCAAGCAACGAGGAGCUGCUGCGCAAGCCGCCCCAGGAGAUCCUCCGCUGGCUGCAGAAGGUCGAAGCGGAGAACCUCAAGCUCAUGUACGACCAUGGUGCGAUGAUGCAGGAUGUCAACCGCCGCAUGCAGGUGCACCUGAUGGAGAUCCGCCAGUUGCGCGAGGUGAACGAGCGGCUGCAGCGCGACAGCCAGGAACUGCGCGAUCUCUGCUGUUUUCUGGACGACGACCGGCAGAAGGGGCGCAAGCUGGCCCGCGAAUGGCAGCGCUUCGGUCGCUACACAGCGUCCGUCAUGCGCCAGGAGGUGGCCGCCUACCAGGGCAAGCUGCGGGGCCUUGAUGCGCGGCAGCAGGACCUCAUCCGCGACAACAUCCAGUUGAAGGAACUCUGCCUCUACCUGGAUCAGGAGCGGUCGCAGACGCUCUGCACAAACUGUGGCGGUGUUCUGCCCGAGGGCCGACGCGAUGAUGGCGAUGGCAGCUCGUCCUCGACCAUCACCACUCAGGAUGAGCUCCCUUCCCCUUUGCCUUCUUCCCCACCUCCACGACCCUCACCAUCACUGCCUCCUGUGCCUUCCAGUGGCAUACCCAAUGGCACGGCGAACGGCCACGUACGACCGCCCUCCGUUGUCCCAAACGGAAGCCGGCUGCCCAGCCGGAGCCAGCCGCCCAUGAGAACGCCUGCCAUCAAGGAGGCGAUCCAUCGGCAUAGAACCGUCAUCAAUGAGCAAGUCUUGCGGUAUAUUCGGAAUUUGGAGAAACGCAUCGAGAUUCUGGAAGCUGAGAAGGGCGUCGUCAAAAACAUUCCUCUUGAGGAAGUUCUGCAUAAGCCACCACAGCAGCCGCAGGGAGGGCUCGAUAAAAAGUACCAAAGUGGAAUUCCCCGUGGUCCUCAAUAUCGGAAACCUGAAGACGCUGGUCACAUUCUGCCGCCACCCGUGUCACACGGCACUGGAAAAAAUACCUCAGAUAACACGGAACCAUAUGUGGGUGUGGCAAGGCCGGAGGCAGUGGUACACGCCAUGAAGGUCCUUGAGGUUCACGAGCAACUCGACAAGGCUUUGGACAGUGAGCUGGAGUAUGAAGAACUUGCUGAAGGAGAGAAGGCACUUGUGCGCGAAAUGUGCAAUGUUGUCUGGCGGAAACUUGAAGAUGGGCCAGUAUGAUGCAACUGCGAGAGUGUCGUCAAGGCAUGCUGAACUUCUUGCCAUGCAUCCGAUUUCGGCGAGUUUUGGUUGCUGUGGUUUGGGCUGGGAUGUCGGGCCAGUGCCAUGUGUGGCCGUGCUGGUUCCUGUCACUGCAAUGUGCUACAGUGUCCGUAUUGUUGAGCAUCCAUGAACUUCCAUUGUGAAAGUUUUUGUUUGAAAACUUAGCAGGUUUGUCAUAAGAGCGUUUGUUCUUUGAUGGGAACGCGCAUGUCCAAUUGCCGAUAUCAUGUGGCUUCUAUGCACAUUUAGAAGAACUUUUUGCUGAGCGAUUUGGUGCUUGGCUCUGUUUUAGGAAGAGUUGCACCUAAGAACGAACGAACACAGGAAAAAGACGAGGUAGAUAUGCGUGUGAUGACUGCAUGUGCAUUAUGUUUUAAUUAUGGCAAUUGACAGUCUUCUACAAAACUGCCACCAGGAGCAUUCUUCCAAUUUGCUGGACUGCCACCUCUAUCGUCCUCUAUGCCACCUCUAUCCGUUCGAUGACGUGCCAUCUACAACUGUUAGCACAGUGCAAAUAUUUGGAGCUUUGAAAUCGGUUUUGCUGCAAGAAGACACUACAAUGGUCUGACACACAAAGUGGUCGCACACCUUCUUUGUGUUUGGGAACUCACAUUUUAUGAGUUCCUAAAAUGCGUUAAACAUAUUAGGCCGUAAUGUAUUUUGGAAACACAUUUCCAGAGUUUCCAAAACAUACAUGGCAUGCUUUUCGGAAACACCUUGAACAUAGUUUCAAUUACACUUUCUGCAUUGUCUCCCCAAUGCCUUUUCUACGUGUUUCCAAAACAUGCAAUGAAAUGCUUCCAAAACUUGUUCUAAACACAGUGAACCUGUGUUUCUGAACACAUCUUCCUCUAGGUCAGUAUAGUGGAAAACGCAUUUCCUCUGCGGAAUUCAAGAGUUGGUUCUGCACGUUUCACCACCCUAACACAGAGCACAUGAAACCUCCCUAAUUAACGUGUUCCUCAUCCUUGUUCAAGUUCUUCAGUUCAGGAACUUCUUCAUCAUCAUUGCGACUCUCCCCUUCUGGCCACCAACUUCGGUCUUUCCGUCUUGCCAUUGUACAUUCAGCUUCAUGCAUAGCAGGCAAAUUUAUGAAGUCUAGAAAGAGUUCUGUCACCGCAUGCAUUCGUGACCUAAACUAGUAUGUCUCACAUGAAUCAAUGCCUGAAUUAUAUGAAUGAACGGUAUAUGUACACGCGAUGUGAGUCUGUGUACAUUGUCUCAUACACUUGGGCUGCAAUUCUAAUGUAAGCUGAGGUUUUUUUUUUCCCAGAGUCGCUAGCCUCCAAGUCCACCCCCCGCCUUAUAUGCAAGGCUGAUAGAUUCAGUUACAUCCAACUUUUAGAUGGCAAUGCAAAUCGUAUCAAUAAACCUUGGCAAGUGAGACAGUACCAUAUUAUUGUGCACUUAACCUGCACCGGUUAUUGUAAUUACUCGGUAUUUCAAGCAAUUCCCGCCGAGUCUAAAUAAUGUGCAGGCUACUCUAUGUCACCUUAUUAUGUUAGUGUACAUACUGAUGUUUUUUCUCAGCUGCACCUUUGCCUUAUAAUCUUGAUUGCCUUAUAAAUCAAAUCAAUACAAUAUGUAGCGAUUAUUACGUGGUAGGAAUUCCCAAUUUAAAAGUGUAUUUGCCAACAGCCGAGAGAAGCGGCACGUUUCUAUGACCAUAGACCAUGGCGCACCACUUGUGCCCAGAAGGUAGUUCUGGAAGCACAGUGGCACACAAAUAAUUUGCGAUCUGACAUGAUCUUAUGUGCACUAAUUGCAGUUGUAACGUAUGAAGCGGUUAUUCUGAAGAAAGCACCGCAGAUCGAAAAUAAGUUUACUGCGGAAUGCACGGAGUCAGAUGUCUGUGACCGCACUAUUUGCAGAAUUAUCGCGGCUUGCCUGCUAAGUAGGAAAGGAGUACUACGGUACUCUCAUUCAUUCUGCGCUCUUAGUUUCAAUCGUGCAUUCCCCCUCGGCCACUAUUUUCAUGAUAACGUUGGCCAUCCUUCCGUCCUUCUCAUCACAAAUGCUCGCAAUUAACAUAAUUCUGCACAAGCAAAACCACAACAGUCAUGACCAUCAAAAAUGACGCUGGCGAGCAUUCAUAGAGAUAUCCUUUGUUGAACUUAUUCAUUAUCUAUUGUGCCGUCUUUCCUUUUGCUCUUUGUUACGUUUACCUAAGAUAUUGAUUCUUGUGAGCUCAGGGGCAACUGAUCCUCUUAUCGGCAUACAAGUACUGUGUUCUUUUACGUCAUGCUCUCUUUUUAAAAGAGUGCCGCUUGAAGCAGUAGCUGGAAGAAUCAAAACACAAGCAAUCUCUGCAUAUAUUUUUCUCCUAUUUACACCUGUGCACUUUGUUAUUCUUCACCGCAUCUUCUCGCGUUUUGAAAACAUGUUAUGAAAAGCGUUAGCCACUACGUCGGGAUGCUUUCUGACAAGGACUGAAGUGCAUUUCGUUCUACUCGUAUGAUAGCGCAGUAGCGUUUCAGCUUUUGCUUGAAGUUCUUUAGGAUUGUUUUCGAGAUCUGUAGACAGCGUCAUCACAUCGCUUUUAAUAGUAUUAUAUUUUUGAAUGCUAUUUCUGUUUAUGAUUUAUCUUUUGUAUGGAAACAGUUGUAGAAAACUAUCAGUCUAUUUCAAUAAGGUGAAACCCAGUUACAAUGAACUCGAACACAGUGAGGCGUGUCAUACGUUGAACUACCUGAAUAUUCUUAGAUGUUAAGUACCAAAUUCAUUGCUUAUAUUCAAACUGUGUGUUGUACGUGUCAACCUCUUUUGAUGACUCACUGUUAGGAAAGCUCUUGCUUGCCUACUGUUGAUAUUGUAGUAGUGGUUGUAUAUUGAGCAUGGUCUUCACCAACGAUACAUAAAGUGGGGGAACACUGCGAAGACACCCAUGUGCUUGGAUUUAUGUGCACAUUAAGAAACCUCAAGUAGCCAGAAAUAACCUGUAGCCCUCCAAUUGCUAUUUUUACAAUAGUACAGUUACUUUCACAUGUAGCCCAAUUCUCCUUCCAAAUUUAUUUCACGCAUCCAUGAUGUGCGAUAACUUUGCAGACUGGUGAGCUGUUGUCACUGCAGGCUAAAGAAUGGCUACCGGCAUCUUAAAUUAGUUUGUGAAAUUUCAAUUUUAUUCAGUCAUAGAGCCUAUGUGCGAAAGCAUUGUUCCCCCUCAUGAUCCUUACGUAAAGCUGUUCCUCUGAAUUGUAUUCAUGCAUGGUGCAUCUUAUUCCUGCAUUUAAGGGGGGGGCCUAGUUUCUCAUUUUUAAUUUUUCCAUUUAAUUUCAUUCCAUUUUCAAUUCCAUUCCAUGUAAUUUUUCUGUCAGAUUUGUUUUAUUAAUGUUUAUAAUGAAUUUAUGAUCAGUGAUCAAGAAUGUAAUCUCGGUGAUCGUAUUUUUGAUCGUGAAUCUAAUCAGUGAUCGUGUUUGUUUGUUUUCAGAAUAUGUUUAAGACACUGGACAAAUUGAACAAAUUUUUAUAUAUGAUCACUUCUUCGUUGUCCGGGGGUUUGGCCAUAUUCUUUAUGAAACAUACCAAUCAAAUUUUAUAGAUGACUGGCAUAAAAAUGCAACAACACUGACCCAAAUCACGUAGGCCUAUUCAUGGAAAUUUGAAGCUGUAGCAUCAUUCCAUGUGAAAAGUAUUAUACACAACAUUUCUGGGCACAUCAAAUUUCUAUGAAUCACAUUUUUUUUAUGUAAGUGGGUUUGGCUUCGUUACCUAUGAUGUGUACAAAAGUAAUCUUUUUUAUGAGUGUAAAUGGCAUGAAAAUGCAAUAACAUUUGCCCAAAGCAUGUAAGCACAUCGCUAGAAAGUUAAACUGCAUAGCAGCAUCUGAUUGUAAAAGUAUUAUACAGAAUGAACUUUUCCCUUUUAUGUUUGUGUUAUCACCUGUAAGAAAGAAAGAUCUCUCGUGAUUUGAUGUGAUGAACUCAUUAUAUUUUGCUAUCAAACCUGACCAGACGCACCAUCGCUGACCAAAGUUUGAGUGUGGCGAUGUUAUGUUUUUUUGUGCAUUGUUUUUUAUUAUUCCUCUGAGACAGCCACAAAGGUUCUAGGGAUUUUAUUGCCCACUUUUUUUUGUCAGUUGCCGAAAAGUGCCUUGCCUUUCCGGGCGUUUUGUGCCCAACUUGAAUCCUGUGUAAAUAUAUAGGUUGUGAACUCUUCUGUAGGCAAAUGUUUGGAAGGUAGCGGAAAGAAAACAACCAGGGUAUUUGUAGUUGUUCUUUCAAGGAGGUGUGUUGUCUCGUAGCGGCGACUGAUCGUGUUUGUUUGUUUUUUAACCAGAAGAGGGCGUUGAGAUGCUCGCGAGUGCCAUUAGAAGAAAGACAAAGCCUGCACGAUUCUCAGCUGGAAAUGCAUCGUCUCGGCCCUGUGUUGUCAAGCACAGUCUCUUUUUCGAGCCGACGCCGAAUGCAUUCCUUCUUGUAGCAACAAGAGAAAGUGACCUAGACAUCUUUUUUUACACAUUGCAGCAGUUGAUGGGUGUUUUGUUAGACACAUCUGCACACGCGAAUGUGCUGAUGAAGCUGAUGAAAGGAUAAUUUGGUACUAGGCGAGGGGUAGGCAACAGCUUCUCUCUAAGAAGAGUAUACUGUUCUUCAUUGAGAACCAGGGAAGCGCGACAUUGAGGCCUCUUGGUGUCGAUGAACUCGCAAUAAGAAGAUGAGUGAGUGUAUGUCUUUACAGUUGUCUAAAUGCUCUGUGUAGACAACUAUGGAGUUGACGGCUGUUGGAGAUUGUGACAAAUUCGGUGAACUACUGUUCAUCGACUACAAAGUGUGCAUUGUCGGCUUACUGGUAAGUGCCGACCUGCAACUUAAAGCUGCAGAGAUCAGGGUAAAACAAUGUUUAUUGGUUUUCUGUCAAAGCUUAAAGAACAAAUGGUUAGGGGCAGUGGUUUAGGCUGGCAUAUGUAAUACUGGUGUCACACAUACACUUCCGAUCACAAUCAGGGCUCACCCGGAUCGCAUUUUUUUAUCAUUGCUACACUGUCCGACGAUCCAGAUUAAAUUGAUAUCAUCUUCUGAUCGUCGGCGACUCGCAGAACUGCAUAAUGCCUUGGCUAAAAAUUUAGAUUUGCAAAGUAUGGUUAAACUUGGGUAAUAUUUGAAUUUUACAGCUUACUAUUGCUGAUAACAAUGUUUUUAAAUGUUUUUUUUAUUGGGCUGCCUUCACUUGACCUUGGCGUUUUUAGAAUACUGUGCUAGAGGGUGCAGACAUCAGCCUACAAUCAUGAUCGUCCAGAUCCCGCAGGAUCGCAAUUGCAAAUGACAGUGUAGCAACACGAUCCAGAUCCAGCUCAUUCCGGAUGGGCCCCAAUCGCAAUAAGUGUACAUGUGACACCAGCAUAAUACAAGAGGCAACAAAGGAUUGGGGGUAGGCUUCUGCUCAAGCCCGUCAUCUGCUGCACUGUUUGCGUAUGUACGGUCCAAGAGAACUAAAAUGUUGCCGUUUCUUUUUAAGUUCUGUGGAGUUUAGUAGUAGACUGAAGGGAUUCUGGAGGGCCUUUCUUAGCAUUGUGACCAUAAGUGCUGUCUGAUACCAUUUGAAGUGGCCUCAAACCAUUCAGAUAACUGGCGAAUACUGCAAUUUCUGGACAAAUGUCUCAUUUCCCUUCAUGGCACACAAUUUCAAGAACACAACAGUGCUUACGAGUGCUAAGAACAUGUUUGUACUGCGGUAUCACCGAGAAUUGUAAAAAAGUAGUAUUGGUAACAGCGGCGUUAUGGCAACAAACUCCACUGUGCGGUAUUUUGCACUGAAGUUUGGUACCAGCUUAUUACAGUGCCCAGAGCGGCGAUAGUCUAAGACAGAAGUCGAGUGUCUGUAUAUUGUAGUAGGCUUUGCAGGAGGAAAGAUUUCUGGCAACGAACCCUUUUGAAAACUGUUAAGUUGGCUUUCUAGCAAAGCUGCAGUAAUCACUAGAUAGGUUUUAAGUAUAAAGUUGUAUCAGUGUGUACGCAAAGUGACCUCGAGAGCAUCCUCAAAGGAACGAUGACACCUCGCACUUCGCCAUCACAUUAAAGAGGGAACAGAAACAAGAAUUAAGUCAAUUGAGUUAGGUUAAUCUAUAACUCUAAAUUAAGAAAUGAUUGCCCGAAAGAAAAUUCACCACUGCAUUAGAGACGAACACUUUUGUAAACUAGACGACACAGACGCAAGAGGUAGGAUUGGUCCCACUACUUUGGAAAUACAGAGCCAGCUUUUGCCGACACAAAUAAUUCUGUCAAUAAUUUAUCAGUGCCAGGAGGGUUUGUGUAACCUUAAAAAUUAAAACUUAACAUUUUUCAAAGCGGUUCGUUACCACCAGGAUGGCAUGCUGUUGAACUGCUGAGAAAAAAAAACAAAAAAAGCUUCAUUCUGUGGUGUAUUCGAUGUUGACAACCAGUGGAGUGACUGAUAAUGUAUGCACAAUGUAUUCUUCUUUGCUGAAAUUUUAUUACUGAACAGAAUUGUCUCCAGAACAUGUACAUACACAUGCGAGCAAGUAGUAUUCCUAUAUAUUUCUCUUUUCAUAUACAUAUACAUACAACAAACAA